AUGGGGUGGCUGAUCAGAGAGAAGAGGGGCCCUGCUUGGAAACAUGGGUGGACGCGGCAGACCAUCGACUCCAUGUCACUGCCGCCCAUGCCGGUCGUCACCCUCUUCGGCAUCGUCCUCCUCCUGCUCUGGCUCUCCUUCCACAUCAACUACACCAGGCAGAUGGAGCGCACGGUCGUCAGCCUGAAGCUCCUCCUACUCCUCGUGCCCCUGCUCCUGAUCAUCCUGGCCCGCUGGCUCGACGCCAACCGUGGCCGGCUCGUGAUCCCACUCCCGGACGCCGACCCUGACACCAUGCACCGUGUCAGCCGCACGCCGUGGGGCGUCGCGCUCCUCGUGGGUCUGGUCCUGUUGCUGCUCUCCUUCCAGUCGAAUCUCCGGUCCCAGUGGUCUCCUUGGUGGUCGUCUCGUUACCAUCUGUAG
Messenger RNA from Eucalyptus grandis, 423 nucleotides. RefSeq lists its product as uncharacterized. Bases 1 to 423 code for a protein of 140 amino acids. The record is from RefSeq and is a predicted model, not a curated record. The transcript has a single exon. Lineage: Eukaryota; Viridiplantae; Streptophyta; Magnoliopsida; Myrtales; Myrtaceae.